UUCUCGUAAUUCAAGUGCGAAUCAUGUUUCCCGGGCAAAGCCCCUGAACCUGAUUUGGAUUCAUCCAUGCAGGGCUUGAAUGGGGGCCGCUCACAAAAUGCAUUGUCGGGGGUUUCGUCGGGUACGCCCCGCAACAUGCAUAACGAAGUGUCGGCCAGUGAGAGCGGAGCGUUGUGGUGGAGCUUGUUUAUGUGGAGUGCUGGGUUAGGGUUCCGCCCACCGAGGUAUCUGUGAGCGCAGGGCAGACGGAGACAGGCAGAGAGUGUAAAAUGGCGCACAGCUGUCGGUGGCGGUUCCCCGCUCGGCCCGGAGGGAGCAGCAACUCCGGUACCGGGAGGAGAGCGAGCCGAAUCAGGGUUACUGCCUCUCUGCGGAGUAUCUCUGGAGCCCAGUCCAACGCUGCUGGGCUUGGACCCGGGUUUGAUGCUGCACUACAAGUCUCUUCGGUGAUCGGGAGUAACCUGCAGAAAUUUCGGGAUGUUUUAGGGGAAUCAAGCGACUCAAGCAGCGGUGAGGAUGAGGGAUUUGAUGGAUUUGGAGCAGUUGUUGAACAGAAACGGAUACAGGAUGCAUCAGCGACCUCUUCAGAUGACCAACCCAUACAAGAAAAGAAACCCAGAGGCCGACCACCAAGGGCCCAGAGUGCACAGAAAGCUGCUUUGGGUCUACCAUCUCCCACUCCUCUACCAUCGCCAACACAGACAAAACCCGAGGGUCCAGAUAGGCCAGUUGAGAAGAUAAAGAGGUUACCUGGUAGACCACCUGGAAGUGGGGAAAAGAGGAGAGGUCGACCCCCAUCUUCAGGUAGCAGGAAACUUUGGAGUACAGGCAACCAUGCAGAAGAAGAAGACAGUGGGCUGGUUCUGUCUGAUAUGGGCAUGGACACAGAGGAGGACAGAGACAAAAAGGGAGCUAAAAGAACACAACUGGGUUCUGCUCAUUCUCAAGACAGUGAUGCAAAUCAUCUUAAAGGUGUAUCUAAAGUUACCAACCUGAAGAGGUUAAGAGCAACUAAGCUUGGUCCUCUUCAAGCACGGCUCAAGGCUGCGCCCGGUGUACCCCGGCGCAGACGUGGGCGACCUCCUUCUGCGGAGCGGCUCAAAGCUGAAGCAGCAGCUGCUGCUGCACAGCUGUCUACCUCUAUUGAAAGUGAGGAUGGGAAACACAAGAACUUGAGAGUCAGAGGGGGGGACAGAAGCCUUGAACCACACUCUUCCCAGCAGCCAAUGCUGAGGAAUGUGGAUGGAGUUGAGGACCAGGACUCUAUGAAUCCACCAGCCUCCCCACCUCCCUCCAAGACUGGAAAGGCAGUCGGCCUCAGAAAGAGUCCCCGCCACAGAAAGCCUGUCAGGAUCGUUCCGCCUUCUAAACGCACUGAUGCCACCAUUGCGAAACAGCUGCUGCAACGUGCAAAGAAAGGAGCUCAGAAGCGAAAGGAGAAAGAAGCUGUUAACAUGGGAGGUAGUGGGGCUGGAGCCCUCGAAGUUGGCAUCAGGAAGACCCAACUGAAGAACAUCAGACAGUUUAUCAUGCCUGUCGUCAGCACUGUUUCUCUUCGUAUCAUCAAAACCCCUAAGCGCUUCAUUGAAGAUGAGGGCAGCUUUGGAACUCCACCACCUCACAUGAAGAUGCCUAGAAUAGAUACAACCUCUUCAAAUGUCUCUACAACCACCCAGUCCACCUCCACCACAUCUUCAUCACCCUCCCCAGCACAGGUCUCAUCUACACCAGCUGUUACUAGCUCUAGUACAUCUGCUGCAAAUGAUCUCCUUCCACCUCCGCCACCUCCUGCCCCCGUUCCCAGUGCCCCAUCAACUGCUGCCACAUUGCUCAAUAAUAAUGGCAACACCAGCAACAAUGCCACCAAUGGACGAUUUAGUAGUAGUGCAGCUUCUUGUGGCUCAAGUGCUGUGUCACAGCAUUCUUCUCAGCUCUCUUCAGCAGAGUCUUCCAGGUCCAGCAGCCCAAGCUUGGAUGACUCAUCGUGUGAUUCCCAGGUUUCUGAAGCCACACAGGCUUUGUCAGAACCAGAGGAUCACUCUCCGUCCUCACAAGGAGAGAGGGAAGGCAACAUGUUGCACAGUUCACAGCCUCCCACACCUCCUUCUGAGCCAGAACCUGAACUUGUGUUGACGGAGAGGAGCAGAAGGGGCCGUAGAGAACCAGGGGUUGGGCGAGGAAGUCAAAACCAUAGAAUAAGAGAAGCUCUCACCACUGGCCCGAAAAAGCCUAUUAUCAACCCACCUACGGGAGUGCUGUCAUCUUCUACACUUGUUAAUUCUCAGCAAGCUUCAUCCACCGCUUCCUCUUCUUCAUCACCACCACCUCCUCCCCUUCUUACUCCCCCACAGCCUCCUCAGUCAGCUUCUUCCUCUACAGCUGCUAUCAGUGAACACCAUCCUCCAUCACCUUGGAUUCCUCAUCAGAUCCCUCAGUUUCUGUCUGGUCCGUCAGUUCUGUCUAGUUUACCAGACAAACGAAGCCGCUCAAUUCUCAGAGAGCCCACCUUUCGCUGGAAGUCCCUAAUGCAGCCUGAACAGCAGUACUUUUCCUCUGCUAAAUAUGCCAAGGAAGGUCUCAUCCGUAAGCCUAUAUUUGACAACUUCCGCCCUCCGCCUCUCACACCUGAGGAUGUAGGGCUGCUUCCCCAAAGUGUUAGUGGAACAGGGGGAGCUGCACAGGUGUCAUUCCCUGCACCAGGGAGUGGAACUGGUACAGGUACUCGCCUGUUUGCUACUCAUCACACUCAUACUCACCACCAACAUCCUUCUUCAUCACGAUUUGAUCCGCCACUCCAGAAGCGCAGUCCAAUACUCAGAGCUCCACGUUUUACACCCAGUGCAGCCCACUCACGUAUUUUUGAAUCUGUCACCCUUCAAGCAUCAUCUGUGAGCCAAUCCAGCUCUCAUUCCACACAUCAGUCAUCUUCAAUCUCUAGCAGGGCUUUGCGUCGAAAAAGAAGACUUGUACCUGGAAUGCCACGUGGCCACCCACGGUCCCCAUCUCACUCGAUGACCAGACGCAGCAGCCAUAUCGGAGGUCAGAUACGAGUCGGGAAAAGCUCCUCAGAUAUGUCAGUGCUGACAAGCUCCGUCUCUAGCAGCAAUUCCAGCUCUCUGCCAGGGGUCUCUGCAAGUCCACUUGCCACCAGUGCCUUAACUCCUGCUCCCUUUAGCAACUACUUAUCUGUAUCCAUGGGUCUUGCCACACAAGGGACACCUGAAAGCAGGAGAGGGGCUGCUGGAAACCCACCUCCUUUGUCAACCACAUCUUCUACUUCUUCUCCAGUUUUCCCUCUCUUUCCUUCCAGUACGCAGGACACAGGUCGGGGUGCUGGAAAAGGAAACAAAGAGAAAAACUUAUCAGCUCCACAGGAGGUUGUUGCUAAGGAGAAAGAAAGGGAUUCUGAGAAAAACCGAGAAAAAGAAAAGGAGAAUAAGAAAGAUGCAAGAAAGGACUUGAAGGAUUCCGAAGACACGCUUUCAAAUCUUGCUCCAAAAAAGGUUCCGGGCAGAAAAAAAUCCACCACAGUUGAAAAUGUUUCUGAAAUUGCCUCCCCAGAGGUGCGAGGGGUCCAAUCUCCAGUUGCUGUAUCUGUUGCUAAAGGGCGCUUACCCAAGAAAACGAAACCCUCUGAGAAGGGAGCGGAGGUAGAGGAUUUGGAAAAGGAGAAGGAGAAGGAAAAGCAAAGUACUCCAACCCAGCAGACGGCAAGCAUUCAAGGGCAACAGGGCAAGCAGCAGGUUCCUGUGACCUCUCUUGGAUCAGUUUUGGCACAAGCAGAAAAACAGACAGUGUCUGUGACUGACAAACAGGUGGUUGGACUAUUGAGCAAAGCCAAGGCCCAGCUCAUUGAGAUAAAGAAGAACAAGCAAAAAUCUGCAGACCAGACCAAGGUCCAGGUCAGUCAGGGUCAAGAGAGUGACUCAUCAGAGACCUCAGUACGUGGUCCUCGCAUUAAGCACGUAUGUCGUCGUGCAGCUGUGGCUCUUGGCCGUAAUCGGGCAGUGUUCCCUGAUGAUAUGCCCACACUUAGUGCCUUGCCCUGGGAGGAGAGAGAGAAAAUACUUUCUUCCAUGGGGAAUGAUGACAAGUCAUCAGUAGCAGGUUCUGAAGAGGCAGAGCCUCAGUCUCCGCCCAUAAAACCACGGGAAACACGGCAAAAGCCUGUCCAAGAAGCUCCACCGAAGAAAGGACGGCGGUCACGUCGAUGCGGCCAAUGCCCAGGCUGCCAGGUUCCAGAAGACUGUGGGGUCUGUACCAACUGUCUGGACAAACCUAAAUUUGGAGGAAGAAACAUUAAAAAACAAUGCUGCAAGAUGAGAAAGUGUCAGAACUUGCAGUGGAUGCCUUCUAAGAUGUUUCUUCAGAAACAAGGCAAGGGCAAGAAAGAUAAGAAAAAGAACAAGGUUACUGAGAAGAAAGAUGCUCUUAAUCUGGUGAAAGGACCAAAUUUGGAGUCUGGUCCUAAACCCACUCCUGCACCACCAAAGGAGGAACCCCAACGCAAGAAGAGUGAAACUCCACCUCUGAAGCUAACAGAGGAAAAAUCAAGGCAGCAGCCAUCGUCAAAGCACUCACCUUCAGUCCUUACAUCUUCCCCUGCCCCAGCUGACCCACCUCAGGCCCCCAGCACACUGGCAGACCCUGUUUCACCCGCACUCCCAACACCAGAGCCCAAACAGCUUUCUGUCAUGAGCAGUGUGAGCAGUAAAAAGGGUCACAAACCACAAUCAUGUGUACCAACAUCGUCCUCUUCCUCCUCUUCCACUUCCUCCUCCUCUUCAUCUUCUUCCUCUUCAUCUUCCUCGUCGUCUUCAGCCCAGAAUUCCCCCUGUCCAUCUGCACAGUCUCCGCCACCACCUCAACAGCAACCACCUGCUCUUUUGAGUCAGACACCGUCCAAAAAAGAUGCUUCACCCAAGGUUCACGUUACCGAGUCCAAGAAGAAACCCCAGCAGCACUCAUUACAACAAAGCCCUUCAAAAAAUACUUCAGAUAGAGUCGAAGUAAAGCAAUUAAAGAAGCCAAAUUUCCGCACCGUUCCUACAGCUAACAAGCAGAGACCAAAAGACAAGCCUCUGACCACUAAACCCCCGAGCAGCAGUUCUUUAAACUGGCUGAGCACUCCCUCGACUAGAGGCCAGGUGAAGUCCAGAGCGCCCUGCGACGGAGUGCAUCGAAUCAGAGUUGAUUUCAAAAGGGACCAUGAUGUGGAGAAGGUGUGGGAGGCUGGUGGCCUCAGCCUGCUCACUUCUGUGCCUGUCACCCCGAGGGUGCUCUGCUUCUUAUGUGCAAGCAGUGGCAAUGUUGAGUUUGUCUUUUGUCAAGUAUGCUGUGAACCAUUCCAUCUUUUUUGCCUGGGGGAGUCAGAGCGCCCUCUAAAGGAGCAGUUUGAGAACUGGUGUUGUCGAAGAUGUAGAUUCUGUCAGGUCUGCGGGCAUCAUCACCAGAAAACAAAACAGGAGAUGCUGGAGUGCGAUAAGUGCCGUAACAGUUACCACCCGGAGUGCCUGGGUCCCAACCAUCCUGCCAAACCAACAAAGAAGAAAAGAGUCUGGAUUUGCAUCAAAUGUGUACGCUGUAAAAGCUGUGGAGCGACCAAACCUGGGAAGACCUGGGAUGCCCAGUGGUCCCAUGACUUCUCUAUGUGUCACGACUGUGCCAAACUCUUCGCUAAAGGGAACUUCUGCCCGCUCUGUGAUAAGUGCUACGAUGAUGAUGACUAUGACAGCAAGAUGAUGGAAUGUGUUCGUUGCAAACAUUGGGUUCAUGCCAAGUGUGAAAAUUUAACAGAUGAAAUGUAUGAGCUACUGUCAAAGCUGCCAGAGACUGUCGCUUAUACGUGCACCAAAUGUACUGAACGCCAUCCAGCCGAGUGGAGGAUGGCGUUGGAAAGGGAACUUCAGGGCUGUAUUUGCCACAUCCUCACUGCACUGUUAAACUCACGUACAUCUACACACCUGCUGCGCUACAGACAGGCGGUGAAGCCUCCAGAGUUGAAUCCAGAAACGGAGGAGAGUCUUCCGUCCCGUCGUUCCCCAGAGGGCCCAGACCCUCCAGUGCUGACAGAAGUCACCUCUUCAACUCCCAGUGACUCCCCUCCUGACCUGGAGUCUGUUAAGAAAAAGAUGGAUCAAGGCCUAUACAAUUCAUUGCUGGAGUUUAGUGAUGACAUCGUGCGAAUCAUUCAGACAGCCAUCAACAGUGACGGUGGCCAACCAGAGAGCAGGAAGGCAAACAGCAUGGUCAAAUCAUUCUUUAUACGUCAAAUGGACCGAAUCUUCCCAUGGUUCAAAGUGAAAGAGUCCAGAUUCUGGGAAAGGCAAAAAGUUUCUGCCAAUGGACUGCUUCCAAACGCCGUGCUGCCUCCAUCCCUAGAUCACAACUACGCCCAGUGGCAGGAGAGACAGGAGCUUUCCCGCGCUGAGCAUCCCAACUUUAUGAAAAAGAUCAUACCAGCUCCUCAACCCAAGACUCCCGGAGAACCAGAUUCUCCUGCCUCUCCACCUUCACUAGUACCCCCCUCUUUGCCCCCACCCCUCCCACUCCUACCAGAUUGUGACGACAGCCCAGAACUCCCUCCUCCACCAGGUGUAAGCGAUAACAGACAGUGUGUCCUCUGUUUAAAGUAUGGUGAUGAAAACACAAACGAGGGCGGUAGGCUGUUGUACAUCGGCCAGAACGAGUGGACACAUGUGAACUGUGCCCUGUGGUCCUCCGAGGUGUUUGAAGAUGAUGAUGGAGCGCUGAAAAAUGUUCAUACUGCUGUUCUCAGGGGAAAACUGCUGCACUGUGAGAAGUGUCAAAAGCCAGGAGCCACAGUUAGCUGCUGCCUCACUUCUUGCAGCUGUAAUUACCACUUCAUGUGCGCCCGCCAGUGUCACUGCAUCUUCCUGGAGGACAAAAAAGUCUAUUGUCCAAAGCACAAGGACCUCAUCAAAGGAGAAGUGGUGUCAGAGUUUGAGGUGACCCGUAGGAUCCUAGUGGACCUGGAGGGAAUAAGUUUCAGGAGAAAAUGGCUCACUGGACUUGAGCCUGAGAAUGUCCACAUGAUGAUAGGUUCCAUGACCAUUGAUUGUCUGGGAAUACUGACUGAACUGUCUGACUGCAAACGGAAACUCUUUCCUGUUGGAUACCAGUGUUCCAGGGUGUACUGGAGUACUUUAGAUGCACGAAAGCGUUGUGUAUACACCUGCAGGAUUCUAGUUUGUCACCCAUUUGUGACAGAGUCAGACUUAAAGGGUGCAAUUGCUUCAGAAGAGAAUCGAACAAUAGCACAUAGUCCACCUCCCCUAGCAGACUUUCCUGAUCCAUUUGAAUCUCCGAGACGUUCUGAAAGCCUCUCCCCCACCAACACUGCCAAGCUCAGGGUUUACACCAGGAACCGACAUCCAAGCUACCCCCCAUGUCAACGUUCAGUCGGUUCCAGUACUAUGGCUUCUGCAGGAGCUAUUUCUCAGCCUCCAAAACAUGAGACAGGGACAGGAGAUUUCCUGAAAAGCCCCAGCAUGAGGAAUGACUCACGCCGCCACAGCUCGCCCUCAUUCUCUCCUCCUCUCCCCCAAUCAAACAAGCAAAAAGGGAUGACUUCUCCAACUCGGAUUUUAUCACGACCACUUACUUCGCCCCCUCCCCUUAUUCCUUCCCCUGCUAGAGACCCUGAAAAGUCCAAACACCCUAGCAAAGAUUUAAUGAAAGGUUCACUUCAAAGAGAAGACGAUAGAUAUAGAAACAGGUCACAUCUUUUUAGAGACCACAGGGUAAGAGAUUCUGACAAGGGGAGAGGGACAAGUAGAGACCAUAUUUCCAAGGAGUCUGACAGGACGUCCCGAGAGCUUGGAGAAAAAGACACAGACAAGGGCCAACCAACCAAAGAGACUGAAAAGGGGAGGGUCCUAAGUAAAGAUUUGGGUUUAAAAGACUCUGAGAGAGGAAGGUCUCAUAGCACAGAUUCCUUCAGAGAUUCAGAAAAGGGGAGACAAGUAAACCGAGAUUCCGAGAAGGGGAAACAUGCAAGCAGAGAAACUGACAAAAGCAAAUCAUCCUCUAGAGAGAUCCCCUACAAGGAGGUGGAUAAAGUUAAAUCAUUCACUAUAGACACUUUGUUUAAGGACUCUGGGAAGCAAAGGCAAUAUAGCAGGGAAACAGGAAAAGACUCAGGCAAAGAUCGACCAUCGAGCAGGGAGUCUGACAGGGGUCGACCUCCCUUGAGGGAUACCAGUCACCGAAGCACCGAGAGAAACAAAGACUCUGGCUCAGGGAAAGACAGCAACCUUACCAGUCACCCCAAACAGACUGGAGGUGAGAGUAAGUCCCACAGACUGGCAUCUGCAGGUUCAGGCCAGUCUUCCCCUUUGCCAGGCACUGCUAUUCUCACAGGUCAGCAGAAAAGUCAGGUCAGCACCAAGCAGACAGAAAAGCAAGGAAAACACAGCAAAGACCAAGAUGUUUCCACAAACUUAGGUUUGUUGCCCCGUCACAGAUCAUCUCCUACCCCAAACUUUAUUCAGUCUAAGGACAAGCCUAGCUCAGGGAAGGAGAGUAGCAGUGGCUCUGGAAAUCCAUUACCAGCAUCACAUCCUAAAGAUUCUGUUUAUGGAAAACUCUCGUCCAUACAAACUUCACUUCAGAAAUCGAUUGCACGAAAAUCCAAUGAUUACGUGGCAGGUGCAGCUCCAGUGGCAACUGAUAAGCUUUUUUGGCCAUCAAGAAAAUCAGCAGAAGAUGACAUCAUUAAACGAGGCUCCAUGCACCUGGUAUCUUCAGCUGCAGUCUUGGCUGCCAAAGAGAAAUACCCCAAAGCUAAGUCAGCAGGCAGCAGUGAGGUGUCCAAAGAUCGUGAAAGAAACAAGACCCUCCAGAACAGCAGCAACAAGAACCCCCUUAACAACAGUAAUUUUACAGCCACCACCUGCUCCAAUACACAUGUGUCAAAUCCUAGUUCCCACAACUGCAGCAACAGAGAUGCAGCAGUGCAUGGAAACAGCACCAAAGUCCACGGAAAGACUCAGGGGGACAAGCACGAGAACCUGGGAAGCAAUAGGACAUCCUCAAAGAGAAGAGAAAACUACUCUUCUCCUCAGAAGAACAGUUCUACUUUAGAUCUGGAGCAGCUGCAACCGGCUACUUUAGUUGCUGAUAAAGGAUUGAAGACAUCUUCUCAGUCUCAAUCCAAACAGAUGACAAACCAAGUGUCUCUGUCCUUAAGGGAGAAAAGGCGACCAGUGAAACCCUCCACACUUACAUCUCUAAAGAGUGACAGCAAGGCUGAUCCAAAUGGGACCAGGACUUUUAGUGGUGUUUCUUCUUCCUUGUGUUCCACAAACAAUACCUCCACCGACUCACCUGCAGUCCAUCGCUCUUCAGGUGCUGCCAUCUUCUCCUCACCAUCUGCCAGCAGCAGUGACAGCUCUGAAUCUGACACUCAGACUCCUACUGAGGAUGACGACCUGCACAAGGAGCAUUUGUGUGGUGACAUCAUUGACCGCAACAGCCUCUUAACAAAAGACGGCGAGGAUGAGGGCGAUGGACCGGAUGAUGAUCACGACAGGGUCAUGGAUGAUAAACAUCAUGAAGAAGACAGCGAUGGUUCUGGGUCAGCCAAGAGGCGUUACCCUCGACGCAGUGCUCGCGCAAGGUCCAACAUGUUUUUUGGACUCACUCCAUUCUAUGGGGUUCGCUCAUAUGGGGAAGAAGACCUUGCCUUCUACACUAGUGAGGAUGGAACUGGAACGGUAGUGAAGAGGAGAAGUGGUGGCCGCAAGAAGUCAGCUGAGGGACAGGUGGAUGGAGCAGAUGACAUUAGCACGUCUUCAUCAUCAGUGGACAGUGGGGACGAUGAAGACAGUGUGAUGAAACAGAGAAGUAAAGACGCUUACUACUACAACUUCACCCGCACAGUAAUUAAUCCGGGUGAGGGCCUACCAUCUAUAGAGGGGAUAGACCAGUGUCUUGGAAGGGGGUCCCAGCUCCAGCGUUUUCUAAAAGAUGAAGAGCAGCAACACCAGCGGGUUCAGGAAAAAGCUGAGGAUGACAUGCUCAGUGCUUUGACAUUGGGAAAGCCUCAUAUUGGACAGCUGGAUGGCAUUGAUGAUGGCUCUGAAAGUGAUACCAGCAUUUGCACCACCAGCACCACCACUACCACAUCCACCUCUUCUUCCACCCCACAUAAGACCACCUCAAAGAGAAGGGGCAAGGAAAGGUACACUGAAAAACAUGACUCCCAUGACACCAAUAAGGAUUCUGACGGCAAUGCGGGGCCAGUGAGUGGCAACACCCGAGAAGGACGAAAAAACCAGAAAGAAAAUUGUCUUCCUUUAGGAGUUGGUGUCAAGUCCCAGCCUCAGAGUCAGGGUCAGGAUCCUCUUGAGGCCCAACUAUCCCUCAGCACAGACCUGCUGAAAUCAGACUCUGACAACAACAACAGUGAUGACUGUGGGAACAUUUUGCCCUCGGACAUUAUGGAGUUCGUGUUGAACACACCUUCCAUGUCUAUGCAGACUCUGGGUCAACAAUCUGAGCCGUCUUCCUCAGAACUGCUGCUCGAUGAGGGAUACGUUGGAGUGGAUGUCAAUCGGCGCAAAGAAAUUCUGUUUGAUGACUUUUCCCAGCCCCUACCCAGCACUGAGAGUGGAGGUGUAGUAGAUAACAGCGUGAACAGCUCCAUAUCUGUAGAGGAACCCUAUCUACCGCUCGAACUGCCCUCUGACCUUUCUGUCCUGACCACACGCAGCCCAAGUGUCAGCAGCAGUCAGAAUCACUCGACCGGGGGUCUCAUUUCUGAUACCUCAGACCGAGCCUUGCUCAACCUGGCUUCUGACACAGAGAGCCUCAGUGGAGAAAAGUCAGGGGACAAAAAAAGAGCAGGGCCAGGUGGGUCCCCAUCGGAGAAUCAGCACGAUGCUGCCACUUUAGGAAGCAGAGAAACACAAGUCACUGAAGGUCACAUGACUCCUGAGCAAUUUAUCCCUAGCCCUGCAAUUGGCCAAGUGGUUGAUCCUCCUGGAAGCCAGGAUGGUUCAAGGAGUUCCAGUACACCUGGUCUUCCAAGUUCUCCCUCCUUACCUCUUCAAGGUCAUAAGUAUCUCCCAACCUCAGGUGCAGCUGCGGGCAGUCCUAGUACAGUCCCUGGACCAGGACCAUCCCAAACCCAGGUUUCUGGUCCUGCAGUCAUUAAACCAGGCCCUGAUAAGCUUAUUGUAGUCCAUCAGCCAUUCCAUCCCCUCUAUGUUCUUCAGACUGUCCCAAAUGGUGUUACCCAAAAGAUUAAUACAACCGCAGUGAUGGAUACCAGCUCUCCUGCUGUGCUGAGCUCUAUGACUCUGACUACAGGGUUAAACACUGGUUUAUCUGCAGGCCAGCCCAUAUUUCCUGCUGGUGGCAAAGUCCUGGGCACAAUGGCACAUCCAUCUCACAUUCACACCUUUGCGGGAACCACUCAGACAGGUUUCCAGACAGGAAUUCCAAGCACCACCUCAGGGCUUCUAAUAGGGCUACCCUCUCAGGCCCACGAACAGUCUCAAAUUUUAGUCUCAGAGGCAAGUCGACCACAUGAGUUGGGUCCCAGUGUAGCCAUUGUGUCAAGUCCCUCCACUCUUACUACUUCACCGACCGUAUUACCCUCUGCUCAUGGCAGAAAAAGACCCAUCUUUCGUUUGCAUACCAAAAAAAACAAAAAGUUGGCCCGCUCCCGUAGUCAACCCACCCUGGCCCCAUCUGAGGUGGGACCACCAAACAUGACCCUCAUCAACCUGUCUUCCCCUCAGAUCACUGCUGGAAUCCCGGGACAGCCUAGUGGCCUAGUUGAGUUGAGCACCUUGCCUGCUGCUCAACGCAAGGUUCCAAAUAUUAUCAAAAGACCAAAACCAGGUGGGGUUAUGUAUCUGGACCCCAGCACUCUCCUACAACAACGGAUCACAGGUACGGCUCAGCCCGGAAUCUUGGGUCAUGAUUCCUCCACACACCUCCUUCCUUGCACAGUCUCCAGCCUCAACCCCAGUCAGUCAGUGUUGAAUGUCGUUUCUGUGCCCCAUAGCGGUGCCACAGGCCUUCUGGCUCCGGGUUCAGUCUCACUCUCCUCCCCUGUACUCAGUUCUACAGAGAUCACAGGGUCUAUUGGCAACCUCCUGUUCAAGGCAAGUCCACACAGUUUAGGCCUAUCGGAUCAGCCAAUGGUCCUCCAGUCAGGAGCUCCUCUAAUGUCACAACUUAGUUCACCAAUGCAGACAUCAAUAGGCAGUAGCAUCUGUGUCCUGCCCUCUCAACAGACCAUCAGCAUGGCUGUCAACAGGCAAGGAGAGGCAGAAGGUACUAACAUCCAGCGACAGCAUCAGUCUCUGUUAGGUAACAGAACUCAGACUCUGGACCCAAGUCAAAACAACACUGUAACUUUAACAUCGGGCACGGCCACUCCUCUAUGCCCUACCAAGGGACAUGUUGUUGGAGUACUUGCACCAGCACCAACUCCGGCACCUUCCCAGAGCAGCAGAACAACUCCUUUUUCCAAGUCAUCAGAACAGAAACCUCCUAAUUCCACUGCCGUGGUGACAGCAGCAAGGAAAGGCUGGGGAACAGAGAAGAGCAAACAGAAAGCCAAGAGGAGCAGACAAGGUCCCAGCGCAACAAGUGGGAAGAAGCUCAGGACGUCGGAGGCAGAAGAGUUUCACAGCCCUGCUGCAGGACGACCAGCAUCAAACCCAUGUUCAAAAGACCUUAUUGUGCAUGGUCGAAAGAAAACAUCCGAAGUUCCAGUCAUGGCAGGAAAUAUCGUGGAAAAAGACAAACCUACUGCUGCGGAAGGAUCGGGAACGUUGCCUGCGGCUUCAGCUCCUCACCAGGACGGCAACAGCAGAGAUAAUUUUUUGGAUAGCAAACCGAAGAAGGGUAUCAUCUUUGAGAUCUGCAGUGAGGAUGGCUUCCACAUCCGAUGUGAAAGUAUCGAAGAGGCCUGGAAAUCUCUGACUGAUAAAGUACAGGAAGCUCGUACCAAUGCCAGACUCAAAGACAUUUCAUUUGAGGCUGUGAAUGGGCUGAGGAUGCUGGGAAUUGUCCAUGAGGCUGUAGUCUUCCUACUGGAGCAGCUCUCUGGCUCGAGACACUGUCGAAGUUACCAUUUCCGCUUCCACAAACCUGAGGAAUCCGAUGAACCUCCCAUCAACCCGCAUGGUUCGGCUCGUGCAGAGAUCCACCACAGGAGGUCUGUGUUUGACAUGUUCAAUUUCUUGGCUUCGAAACACCGUCAGCCUCCUGAGUACAGGCCACAUGAGGAAGAUGAUGAAGAAGGGCAGCUACGGACUGCCAGGCGAGCUUCCAUGGAUCUGCCACUCACUGUGAGAUUCAAACAUCUUAAAGCCACCUCCAAAGAAACCGUUGGAGUCUACAGGUCUCAAAUUCAUGGCAGGGGUCUUUUCUGCAAGAAAACCAUAGAUUCUGGGGAAAUGGUCAUUGAGUACUCUGGAAAUGUCAUCCGUUCUGUGCUCACUGACAAACGGGAGAAAUACUAUGACGGGAAGGGCGUCGGCUGUUACAUGUUUCGCAUCGAUGAAUACGAGGUGGUUGAUGCUACGGUGCACGGCAACGCCGCGCGCUUCAUCAACCAUUCCUGUGAGCCCAACUGCUACUCUCGGGUCAUCACCGUGGACAGCCAGAAGCACAUUGUCAUCUUCGCCGCCCGUCGCAUCUACUGCGGAGAGGAGCUCACCUACGACUACAAAUUUCCUAUUGAAGAUGCCAGCAACAAGCUACCCUGCAACUGUGGCGCAAAGAAGUGCCGCAAAUUCCUGAACUGA
Messenger RNA from Cynoglossus semilaevis (tongue sole), 13790 nucleotides. It is a transcript of the gene kmt2a, whose product is annotated as lysine (K)-specific methyltransferase 2A. Gene Ontology annotation, cellular component: histone methyltransferase complex; nucleus. The record is from RefSeq and is a predicted model, not a curated record. Gene Ontology annotation, biological process: positive regulation of DNA-templated transcription. Gene Ontology annotation, molecular function: DNA binding; protein binding; zinc ion binding. The transcript has 34 exons. The coding region runs from base 270 to 13790 and encodes 4506 amino acids. NCBI's taxonomy places the organism in Eukaryota, Metazoa, Chordata, Actinopteri, Pleuronectiformes, Cynoglossidae.